AUGCAUAUUGUGGCUGCACGUUUUCAGUUUGGAAAGUGUUUAAUGAAACACGAGUCCACAUAUAAAGACUGGGUAGCGGAACUCCGUGGUCUUACGAGAAAGUGUAAUUAUAUGUGUAGCGGAGAAUCUUGCAACAACAGUUAUGUGGACAAAAUGAUUAGAGAUCAAAUAAUUCUGCACACCCCACACGAUGCAGUGAGAGCCGCUGCGCUUCAAAAAACUCUGCCGACGUUAGCAGAAGUUUUACUUAUUGCUGAGUCGUACGAAGCGACAAGCAAAACGGUUGCUACAAUUAAAUUUCCAGAAUUUGAUGCUGAAAUAUUAAAACCAGUGCAAUUUAGUGAAUGGGCAUCACCUAUCGUGUUAGCCAAAAAACCUGAUGGCUCGGUUCGUAUUUGCGCAGAUUUUAAAGCUACUGUGAAUCCACAAAUUGAUGUUGAACAAUAUCCAUUACCUUUGCGCGAAACGUCGAUUAAUAUGUUGCGACGUAAAGAUGUACCUUUCCGUUGGGGUACCGAGCAAAAUCGCGCAUUUAUGCAAUUAAAAAAUUUAAUUAUAAAGGCUACUGAAUUAGCACAUUAUCGGGAAGAUUUACAAUUACAUGUUGCUGCUGAUGCGUCGUCAUAUGGAAUCGGUGCUGUAUUAUCUCACAUUUUGGCCGAUGGUUCUGAAAAACCAAUUGCUUUUGCAUCAAAAACAUUGGAUCAGCAUCAAGUAAAGUAUAGUCAGAUAGAAAAAGAAGCUCUUGCUAUAGUUUUUGCAGUUCAACGCUUCCAUCAGUAUAUAUAUAGUCGAAAGUUUAUUCUAGUAACUGAUCACAAACCAUUGGUAAGUAUUUUCCAUCAAAAUAAACAACUGCCAGUUAUGACUGCUAAUCGCCUUCAGCGAUGGGCUAUUAUUUUAAUGGGAUACCAAUAUGAUAUUAAGUAUCGUAGUACUAAAGAACAUGCAAAUGCUGAUGCACUAUCUCAAUUACCACUGGGACCAGAUGUGGACUUUGAUAAGCAGGAGUGGUGCAAUAAUGUAGAAGAGAUGAAUCUGCCAAUAAACCAUAAUCAAAUACAAAAGCAUGCAGCAAGUGAUUAUCUAUACAACCGUGUUAAAAAAUUUGUCAGUGAAGGUUGGCCUAUAAAGUUAAAAAAUGGCGAGUUAAUGCCUUACUUUACUCGUAAGCUUCAAUUGACAAUAGAACAGGGGUUACUUUGUCUACAGGGUAAUGCCACCCGUGUAAUAAUACCGAAGGCUUUACAAAAAAUUGUUUUGCGACUUUUGCAUGAAGGACACUGGGGCGUAAUAAAAAUGAAGCAAUUAGCACGUCAACAUUGCUGGUGGGUCGGCAUAGAUAAAGAUAUCGAACGAGAAGCAGCAAAGUGUACUAUUUGUUGUAUAAACAGUGCUAGCCCCAAAAGAACAUAUGCAUCCUGGCCGACACCUGAAGCACCAUGGGAUCGCAUUCAUAUAGACUUCGCAGGACCUGUUUUCAAUGCAAUGUGGCUUAUUUGUGUGGAUGCUUUUUCGCAAUUUCCAUAUAUUAUUUGUUUAUUUGGCACAACUUCCGCUCAUACAAUUAUAGCUUUGAAAUCAAUUUUCGCAAUUGAAGGUCUUCCCAAAUGCAUAGUCAGCGAUAAUGAGCCGCAAUUAACGUCAGAAAUGUUUAGAACAUUUUGCUAUAAAAAUGGUGUCAAACACAUUACGACAGCUCCUUUCCAUCCAGCCUCAUUUAAGGAAUCGCGUUGUGAUACCAAAAACCAAAAUAACCAAGAAAAUAAUAUUCAACCUGAAGAAUUGACAUGGCAAACAAUAUCAUCACAAGGUCAUAUUCCAGAGCCUGAAAAGUCAGCUGUUAAUCCUUCAAAUGCAUUCGAAGAACUACGUCGUAGUACGCGUCCUCGAACUCCUAUACAGCGGUAUCAAGCUGAUAACUUUUUACAGAAAAAGAAAUAA
Molecule: messenger RNA, 1944 nt
Organism: Teleopsis dalmanni
Lineage: Eukaryota; Metazoa; Arthropoda; Insecta; Diptera; Diopsidae
Exons: 4
Coding region: 1-1944 (647 amino acids)
Biological process (GO): DNA integration
Molecular function (GO): nucleic acid binding
Source: RefSeq, a predicted model, not a curated record